AUGCUUCUAACGAUCAUCAUCCUCAUAAGAUCUUUUGCCGCAGAAACGUCAGCAAACGCCACGGUUUUGACAAUAACGGCUUUCACUGUGGAAAGAUACGUGGCAAUAUGCCAUCCCUUUUUGUCGCAGACGCUCUCGAAAUUAUCCAGAGCCGUGAAGUUCAUCAUUCUGAUCUGGAUUUUCGCGAUAUGUCUGGCGGUGCCUCAAGCGUUAGCGUUUGGAAUAAUGACAUACGAUGAAGAUCACAAAUACUGUCAGAUAACGAGGGUAAUUCUUCCCCAUUCGUUUGAGAUUUCCACGUUCGUGUUCUUCAUCACGCCGAUGACAGUUAUAACGAUAUUGUACAUACGCAUCGGUCUUCAGCUGAGGAAAUCUACGAAAAUAAUCGCGAAAAGCAGAAGCAUAAGGAUGAAAAGGAUAUCAUGUCAGACGCGGGUUUCGUUGAAGCGAAAAAAGAAUCAAGCAAUCGUGUGCGUCGACGGUCGCGAGAACGAUAACAACGCGGCAGGGCCUUUUGAUAAACGCGAAAACAAUUGCAUUCAUUCAACGCAAGCCACGAAGCAUGUCGUCAAAAUGCUCGUUGCGGUUGUGGUGGCAUUUUUCAUAUGCUGGGCGCCAUUCCAUGCCCAGCGCCUACUAGCAAUUUACGGUCAGCCAACGUCGAAAGGGAUGGUAACAACAUUCGUGGCAUUGACAUAUGUUAGCGGUGUCCUUUAUUACCUUUCAACGUCCAUCAAUCCGCUACUGUAUCACAUCCUUUCGCAUAAAUUUAGGAUAGCAUUCAAGAAAACAUUCUCAAAUUGCCUCAGAAAGGGCCAAGUAACACGCAGGAGUUACUCGGCCUUGUCGGGAAAACUGUCGCUAGUUAAUAGCCACGUCAGUUCCGAUUCCGGCCGUCCGCAGUAUUCAAAUUCGGAAAAUGCACAAAUGAUCCAUCAAGCCGCCUUCGCAGCCACCGAAAUCGGCAACAAAAACAAACUCGACAGGACCAAAAUAUCCCUCAACAGUCGAGUCCUUACAGAUUCAUCCGAAAAUUUACACGAACUAUGCUACAAAGACUACACAAUCGGCAUGGAAAAUCCACCACAAGAAGUUACAGAAUGCAAAGACAGCAACGAAUUGUCUCUCCUGCAAGAGAACAACGAAAGACUGAGAGAAAUCGAAAUUUUUCAAAGUCAACAAUUAAGAAUCAAGAGGGUAGAAGGUAAAAUCCAAAUAAACAUAAACUUUGUCACUUUACCGAAAUCGGUCACUGUGCCGCAAAUAGCGACGCUGCCCCUACAUCUGGACAUCGAAAACGAGAGAAAUCAAAACUUAAAUGAAAAUUACAGAUGCAAAAGUGGAAGUGCAACACAACUAUGCAAAAAUAGUGCGAAUUACAUUAUUUUGAAACAACAAGUUUUGUAGGUAACUCCGCAACAAAACUGACUCUUCCUGUACGCAUUAAAUCGAUAAGAUGUGAUAUUAUUUACGAAGGCAAUGGCGCAAUUAUCUAUUAAUGAUGUGAUUUAGGGCCUCAAAUGACCGCAUCAAACUGUUGGUUAGUUG
Molecule: messenger RNA, 1548 nt
Organism: Agrilus planipennis (emerald ash borer)
Lineage: Eukaryota; Metazoa; Arthropoda; Insecta; Coleoptera; Buprestidae
Product: pyrokinin-1 receptor-like
Exons: 6
Coding region: 1-1407 (468 amino acids)
Biological process (GO): neuropeptide signaling pathway
Cellular component (GO): plasma membrane
Molecular function (GO): neuropeptide receptor activity
Source: RefSeq, a predicted model, not a curated record